This is a messenger RNA of Echinops telfairi (small Madagascar hedgehog), 2889 nucleotides long. Its product is annotated as calcium-activated chloride channel regulator 2. The record is from RefSeq and is a predicted model, not a curated record. Gene Ontology annotation, biological process: chloride transport. Gene Ontology annotation, molecular function: intracellularly calcium-gated chloride channel activity. NCBI's taxonomy places the organism in Eukaryota, Metazoa, Chordata, Mammalia, Afrosoricida, Tenrecidae. The coding region runs from base 1 to 2829 and encodes 942 amino acids. The transcript has 14 exons.
AUGACCCACAGGGACGACGUGGGUCCUGUUUGCAGCCUGAGGCUUGUGAUUCUCCUGGUUGCCCUGAAUCCAGAACGCUGGCUGCUGAGAGCUGCUGUGCAGCUUCGAGACAAUGGGUACGACGGGCUACUCGUUGCUAUUAAUCCUCAGGUGUCGGAGAGUCCGAACAUUCUCCCAAACAUUAAGGAAAUGAUAACUGAAGCUUCUUUUUACUUAUUCAAUGCUACCAAGAGGAGAGUGUUUUUCAGAAAUAUAAAGAUUUUAAUACCCACCACGUGGAAAGCUAAUAACUACAGUAAAGUAAAACAGGAAUCAUAUGAAAAGGCAGACAUCAUCGUGGCUGACUCCUAUAUGCAUAGUGAUGAUCCAUACACCCUACAGUACAGAGGAUGUGGAAAAGAAGGGAAAUAUAUCCAUUUCACUCCUAGUUUCCUACUGAAUGAUAAUUUAACUGCUGGCUAUGGACCACGAGGCAGAGUCUUCGUCCACGAAUGGGCCCAUCUCCGUUGGGGUGUGUUUGAUGAAUACAACAAUGAGAAACCUCUCUACAUAAAUGGGCGACAUCAGAUUAAAGUAACAAGGUGUUCAUCUGACAUCACAGGCACCUUUGUGUGUGAAAAAGGCCCUUGUCCCCAAGAAAACUGUAUUAUUAGUAAGCUUUUCAAAGAAGGUUGCAUGUUUAUAUACAAUCGAACCCAAAAUGCAACUGCAUCGAUAAUGUUCAUGCAAAGCUUCUCUUCUGUGGUUGAAUUCUGCAAUGCAAGCACUCACAACGCAGAAGCUCCAAACCUACAGAAUCAAAUGUGCAGCCUCAGGAGCACGUGGGAUGUCAUCACAGCCUCCGCGGACUUCAACAGCAGCGCUCCCAGGAACGGGACGGAGCCUCCACCGACUCCCACAUUCUCUCUUGUACAGGCUGGCGAGAAAGUGGUCUGCUUAGUGCUGGAUGUGUCAAGCAAGAUGGCCGAGGGUGAGAGACUCCUUCGAUUGCAACAAGCAGCAGAAUUUUAUUUGAUGCAGAUUGUGGAAAUUCGUACCUUUGUGGGCAUCGUCAGUUUUGAUAGUAAAGGAGAAAUCAAAGUCCAGUUACAUCAAAUUAACAGCAAUGAUGACCGCAAGCUACUGGUUUCAUUCCUGCCUACCACCGUGUCACACAAAGCAGAAACUAGUGUCUGCUCAGGGCUUAAGAAGGGCUUCGAGGUGGUUGAAAAGCUCAAUGGAAAAGCAUAUGGCUCUGUGAUGAUAUUAGUGACCAGCGGUGACGAUGAACAUAUCGACAACUGCUUACUCACGGUGCUCAGCAGCGGCUCAACUGUCCAUUCCAUCGCCCUCGGUCCGUCUGUGGCUGAAAACCUGGAGGAGUUAUCACAUCUCACAGGAGGCUUAAAGUUCUUCGUGCCGGACAAAUCAAACUCCAACAGCAUGAUUGAUGCUUUCAGUAGCAUUUCCUCGGGAACCGGCGACAUCUUUCAGCAAAGUUUUCAGCUUGAAAGUACUGGCAAAAUGGUUAAACCUCACCAUCAACUGGGAAACACUGUGACUGUGGAUCAAAGUGUGGGCAAUGACACAAUCUUUCUGGUCACAUGGCAGAGCAGUGGUCCCCCUGAGAUUGCAUUAUUUGAUCCUAAUGGAAGAAAAUAUGACACAAAUGAUUUUACCAGCAAUCUAGCUCUGCAUUCUGCUCGCCUUCAUAUCCCAGGAACUGCCAAGCCUGGGAACUGGACUUACACACUGAACAAUACCCACCAUGCUCUUCAAGCCUUGGCAGUGAUGGUGACCUCUCGGGCCUCCAGCUUAACCAUGCCCCCAGCCACUGUGGAAGCCUACAUGGAAAGAGAUAGCACCCAUUUUCCCCACCCAGUGAUGAUUUAUGCAAAUGUCAGAAAGGGGGUUCAUCCUAUUCUCAAUGCCACUGUAACUGCUGUAAUUGAACCAGAGACUGGAGAUCCCGUCACGCUGAAACUUUGUGAUGACGGAGCAGGUGCUGAUGUUAUAAAAAAUGAUGGCAUUUACUCAAGGUAUUUCUUCUCCUUUGCCAGAAGUGGUCGAUAUAACUUGAAAGUUCAUGCCUAUCAGUCUCCCAGCAUCAGUAUCAUAUCCUACUCUGUUCCAGGGAGUCAUGCUAUGUAUGUCCCAGGUUACGUAGCCAAUGGCAAUAUUCAGAUGAAUGCCCCAAGAGCAUCAAUCGGUUGGAGCGAGGAGGAGCAAAAAUGGGGCUUCAGCCGAGUAACUUCUGGGGGAUCCUUUUCUGUGCUGGGAGUUCCAACUGGCCCCCAUCCUGAUGUGUUUCCACCAUGCAAAAUUAUUGACCUGGAAGCUGUAAAAUCAGAAGAUGGAGUGACUCUGUCUUGGACAGCUCCGGGAGAAGACUUUGACCAAGGUCAAGCUACCAGCUAUGAGAUAAGAAUGAGUAAAAAUCUUCAGAAUAUUCAAGAUGACUUUGACAAUGCCAUUUUAGUGAAUACAUCACAGCUAAACCCUCAGAAAGCUGGCAUCAAGGAGAGAUUUACAUUCUCACCAGAGCUGUUCACAAACGAACCUGAACAUCAACUUGCUGGAGAGACACCAGAAAACCACACAUUGUAUGUGGCAAUACAAGCAAUCGAUAGAAGCUCCUUGGGUUCUCCUGUUUCUAAUAUUGUCCAGACUUCUCUGUUGAUUUCCCAGAACUCCACGCCUGUGCUCACCAGAGAUUGCCUUAUAUUGAAAGGAGUUCUAACGGCAAUGGUUCUGAUAGGAAUUGUUUGCCUUGUUAUUGUUGUAAUGUUUUAUUCUUUAAACAGGAAAAAGAGAAGAGCUAAGAAAGAGAAUGAAACAAAGUUACUGUGAACAAAUGGGCAGAACACCUUUUCCCUUAGAUAUAAGACCUCUGGCCUCUGGAUUUCAUCA